AUGCAAAAAAUAAUAAUGACCGAUGAGGCUGUGCAAGUAAAGGAAAAAUUUUUCGUGGCCGGACUAAUAACAAGUGGAGAAUUUCAAAAAUGUAGGUUUUUAGUCGUAAAAUUGCACAAUUCUUUUCCUGGGCAUUAUGAAAGACCCGAAAUAAGACCUAUGUUGAAUGUCGAAUGGGAGGAAUUUCUUACAAAGCUAAAACGAAGAUAUGGAGAUGGAAUGUGGGGUAUAACAAGGAGUGUGGUAGUUUUUAAUAACGACGAAUUUUUGGGCGAUGAUAAAACAUUAGUUAAUUAUGUUUUGAAAAAGUAUCAAUUCUCCUUUAGUUUUGAUUGGUACGAAGUUGGAAAAUGCCACCUGAUCGAUACUUUUCAAAAUAUUAUGGACAAAUUCAGAAAUUUAACAUAUAUGACGAUAGCUAUCAACGGAAGAGUGGUGGGAUCGCUGUUAUUUGAGCUUUACAGCGAUGUAGUACCACUAGCUUGCGAAAAUUUUCUGAAUAAGUGUAAAGAUCCUGUAGCAGGAUAUAGUGGAACUCCAGUUCAUAGGAUUGUUAAAAACAGUUGGAUACAAUGCGGAGGAUGGAACAUACCGGAAAAGCCGAUGCGCUGUGAAAACUACGUCGUACCGCACGAUAGAAGAGGAAUUCUUUGCACAACUAAUGAUGGCCGGCAUAAAAAUAACACUUCUCAGUUUUUUAUCACACUAGCUCCCACGCCUUGGAUGGACGGAAGAUAUGUGGCCUUUGGACAACUCCUGCAAGGCGAAGAAGUACUCAAACAUAUCGAAGCAGUUCCCACUUACUACGAAGCCCCUAAAUACCCCAUAACCAUCGAAUUGAGCGGCGAAGUGACAUUGGAUAGAAUUCCAGAUUACUUAACGUCCAACCAACGAGAAGAAUUCAAAGCGUUAUUGCCGAGCAUAUUCUUGGACAGCCUGUUAGGUCCGAGGUCAGACUAUGAUAAGGUACCAGAGCCGAUGUCCAAGUUCGAUUUGACCAGGUACAAGAAGGGAAUGUACGGACUGAGGACAGAUAUGAAGAGUUAUUUGCCGUUUGCGCACUUGCCGGAUUAUUUGAUGCCACAUGGUGGCUCAGAGAACGGAAGCGAUACAACCGCAGACGAUUUUCCAGAUAUUGCAAGUGUAGUUAAAUCAUAUGUUUAUCCAAGAAUAAGAAACUUUUUCCGAUCAUUUACUCUACCCAAUCUUAGUGAUACUACAGUGUAA
This is a messenger RNA of Psylliodes chrysocephalus, 1227 nucleotides long. NCBI's taxonomy places the organism in Eukaryota, Metazoa, Arthropoda, Insecta, Coleoptera, Chrysomelidae. The record is from the annotation of a GenBank genome assembly.